AUGCUGCUGAAGCGGGUCCUGGACAGCGGCAAGGUGCACGUGGACUGCCGUGAUGAGGACUACACCACUCCGUUAAUCCUGGCGGCCGCCGGAGGACAUACCGCUUGCGUCAUCGAGCUGCUGGAGCAGGGGGCCGAUCCGAAUGCCCGCCGAGUGACGGGCACCACGGCCCUGUUCUUCGCCGCCCAAGGAGGCUACGUGGACGUCGCUAGGAUACUGCUGAAGGCUGGCGCACCCGUCGACUGCUCGUCGGUGGACGGUGGGACGCCACUGUUCGUCGCCUGCCAGGGCGGCCACGAGGCGAUGGUCGGUGAGCUGCUGGCGCACGGUGCCAACGUGCACGCCUGCAUGAAGGACCGGGCAACGCCGCUCUUCAUAGCGGCCCAGAACGGCCACAGUCUGGUGAUGAAGCUGCUGCUGGCGGCCGGGGCCAACGCGGAUGCAGCCCGAAACGACGGUGCCACGCCUCUGUGGAUCGCGGCGCAGAUGGGCCACGAUUACAUCGUGAAGAUUCUUCUCCACAGCGGGGCCUACGUCGAUGCGGUGCGAUGCGACGGAGCCACGGCCCUGUUUAAAGCGGCCCACAAAGGACACAGCUCGGUGGUGCACGAACUACUCAAGCACCGGCCCAAACUGGGGCUGCUGGAGAACGGCGAGACGGCCCUGCACGCCGCGGUCAUGUUUGGCCACCUGCCGAUCGUAAAGCAGCUGGUCGGGGCCGGCUGCGACUGUAGCGUGAAGAACGCGGACGGCUUCACGCCACUCCAGGUCGCCCGCCAGCAAAAGUACGCAGCCAUCUAUCAGUAUCUGAAGGACCGGAACGUCACUCCGGCCGAUACCCAGCAGCAGUCCGGAGCCACCGGCUACAAAAGGACAAUCCCAAGUGGCGGCGGUGGUGGUGGUGGUCCCAAGACGGCGGCCUCCAACGUGGUCCCGUCGGUGGCCAUCUCGGGCUAA
Messenger RNA from Anopheles cruzii, 957 nucleotides. RefSeq names its product ankyrin repeat domain-containing protein 29-like. The coding region runs from base 1 to 957 and encodes 318 amino acids. The record is from RefSeq and is a predicted model, not a curated record. Lineage: Eukaryota; Metazoa; Arthropoda; Insecta; Diptera; Culicidae. The transcript is spliced from 6 exons. Gene Ontology annotation, molecular function: protein binding.